Drosophila grimshawi is the source of this 488-nucleotide messenger RNA. RefSeq lists its product as uncharacterized. NCBI's taxonomy places the organism in Eukaryota, Metazoa, Arthropoda, Insecta, Diptera, Drosophilidae. Gene Ontology annotation, biological process: sensory perception of smell. The coding region runs from base 1 to 414 and encodes 137 amino acids. The record is from RefSeq and is a predicted model, not a curated record. Gene Ontology annotation, molecular function: odorant binding. The transcript has 2 exons.
AUGAAAGUUCAAAUAUUUGUUACCAUUUUUGUGUUGUGCUCAUUCUCUGAGCUGGUUUUGUCGCAGAGUGCUGCCGAUUUGGCUGCCUAUCAGGGCCUGCAGAAGGCUUGCAUCAAGGAGCUGAAUAUACCCGAUGCGGAGGCGGCACAAAUCACAGACGGCAAGAGUGUGUCGAAUGGCUCCGAGGGAUACAAAUGUUAUCACAGUUGUCUGUACAAGAAACUGGGCCUGGUCACUGCGGAUGGCAAACCAAAUAACGAUGCCGUGAUCAAGUACACCCAGGCACGCUACAGUAAAGUGCCGGCCGACAAGGUCAAGAGCCAGUUGACCAGCUGUUUUGGCAGCACUGCAAAAAGUGCCAACAGUUGUGAAUUUAUCGGCAACUUUGAGCAGUGCGUGUCGAAGGCACUUUAGGCCUGAGGGGUGGACAAAUAGAGCCAACUGCACUUUGCAUAAAUGAUAAGCGAGUAGCAGCAGCAGCAGCAGCA